AUGAAUCGGCGUGAACAACGACGGAAACGGGAGCGUGAAACCCUGUUGCCUGCACUUUCCGCUCUUAUCGCAAACAUUUCCCCACAGGAUGAUACUUCUGCGCCCUUGCGCUACUUGAAGGCCUUCUCGACACUACACCCGCUGGACGGUGACAGCGGGGACAACGUCCACGUUAUUGAGGGCGAUGGAUUAAGUCGACUCUGCAAGGAGCUUGGGAGUGGAAUAUGUGAAAAGGAUGUAUUGGCUGUUGCACGUCGUGUGCCGCGCAGUCAAUCAACGCCUGAAAGGAUCGAUGUGACGGAGUUGUGCUUUGCGAUUGCUCAGGCGACUGCCCCAGUGAAUGUGCACGAGCGGCGGCGAAAUGUUGGGAGUGUGGCCCCCCUCGAUGAAAACGCUCCACUGAUAAAGUACUAUGCAAAAGACCGUUUUGCCUCCCUCCUGGGGUGCGUCAGCCCGGAGGACAUCCAACUCGAGUGGCAGAAGUUUUUCUCGUGCCUUUCCUCACCACUUCCCAUGACAUUACGUGUGCACUGCAACGAACGGGUCUUGAAGCAUAUUGCUCUCGAGUUUCUGUUGCACGAUCCAAUGCUGCGUGAGGUAGUGCAAUCAAUAACCCCUUUACUUCCUCCUCGCAUUGGUCUCUACGGUUGUUCCCAUGAUCUUUAUCAUAAAAAAAGCCGGGCUGAGUAUAUUUGUCGAACUUUACACGCCGCCAGCGCAGUUUCCUUUCAGGAAACCGUCUCAGUCUUGCCAGUUAUGGUGGCAGACAUCCAGCCGCAGCAUGCGGUUUUGGACAUGUGUGCUGCACCAGGAAGCAAGACCCUGCAAGUGCUGGAUGAGAUGUUACAGUACGGGUGGUCCACGUCCGCUGUUUCACAGGGUGUGGUUAUUGUGAAUGAAAAAGAUCGUGUGAAGGCUACACAAAUACUUCCAUCUCGUUUGAAGCGUUUUCAUGCGCCAAAUGCGAUUUGCACACGUUGUGAUGCCUCUCAAUGGCCAAGGAUUUUUUAUUCUUCUGAAGAGGGGCCCUCAUAUGCAGAGAAGCGAUUUGACCGCAUCAUUUGUGAUGUUCCGUGUAGUGGCGAUGGCACCGUUCGCAAGGAACCUGCAUCAGCCAGCUCGUGGAGUUCUGGAUAUGUCAAAUCUCUUUUUCCAACACAAAAGGCGCUGCUACGACGCGGAUUAGAUCUCCUUCGGGAGGGUGGUAUCCUUGUUUACAGUACCUGUAGCAUGAACCCAAAGGAAGAUGAAGAAGUUGUGUGUGCAGGGCUAGAGUUGUUUGGAGAUACCAUUGAGCUUCUUGACGUAAACGCUAUUUUACGAGAAAAGGGUGCGGUCCUGCACUCCAUUGGCGGCGUCGUGUCUCCCAACGUGGAUCAUUUGCAGAAAGCCAUCUUGCCCUCAACCUUUGAUGGCCGGAAGGUUCUGCGCAUUUUGCCCCAUCGCGAUGACACCGGUGGCUUUUUUGUAGCCUGUUUUCGGAAACGGUCGUUGCCGGAUUUGGCCCCGCCGUUGACGCUUUAUGAGAAGCUGAAUCACUGGACGAAGGGAAAGUUUUGGGCUCCUGUGGGCAGGCACGAUUCUGAGUGGUGUAAUAUCGUCGCAUUCUACGGGAUUGACCCAGAUUGCACAGACACCUUUCAGUACUACAGUACGACUUUGGAGAAUAAAGACCAGCAACUCGUGGGUGCUGGUCUUGUGCCGCUCUACCAUUUGAACCCUAAUGGCGCCGCGUGUCGGCGGAUAGUGCUUGUGACAGUUGCCACUGCCCGCAUGCUUUUUAAGACGCGGCCGUACAAAGGACCUGGCGUCGAGAUUGUCUCCGUGGGCGUCCGUGCCUUUGAGGCGUACGAUGACAGGUUUCUGCUUAAUGCUCAGUGCCGCUGGCGGGCGGUUGUUGAAUCCGCCUCAUAUCUCGCUCCUUGUAUGCGAACGCGUAAAAUAGUCUUGGAUGUGGCAAAUCACCCAGAGCUUGUACGACAAUUGCUUUCAAACGGGUUUAUCUGGUUGCAGGAUUACUGGCGUGUCAUUUUGCAUCGGACAUCUGUGGUCACUACUACUACCACAGCUAAUAGUAAUAAUGAUAAUAACUGUAGUAUUGAUAAUAAAGGAACUUCUUUUGUUGACGUUGCGACAGAUGUGCUACCUCUUGUUCGUAGCGAUGGACCACUUCACACGCUUCUCACAUCGACAGCGUGGAUGCAACCAUCUACGCAAGGCAUUUGUGAAAUGCUCGCGGAAAAUGUGUUGGUUGGAGGCGUUCUUGUCGGUCUUGUGGGUGGCAAGUUGGCAGGCGAAGAAGGCCCGUGGUGGCUGAGCGCGACGCUGAGUAGUUCAAAGCUUGAAUUGGCUGUAGAUGCCUCACUUCGCGCGUUCGGUCUUCUUGCCUUUUUAGGUGUCGACUCAGCGUAA
Molecule: messenger RNA, 2412 nt
Organism: Trypanosoma rangeli
Lineage: Eukaryota; Euglenozoa; Kinetoplastea; Trypanosomatida; Trypanosomatidae
Product: putative methyltransferase
Exons: 1
Coding region: 1-2412 (803 amino acids)
Biological process (GO): RNA methylation
Molecular function (GO): methyltransferase activity
Source: RefSeq, a predicted model, not a curated record